Molecule: messenger RNA, 1808 nt
Organism: Geodia barretti
Lineage: Eukaryota; Metazoa; Porifera; Demospongiae; Tetractinellida; Geodiidae
Source: the annotation of a GenBank genome assembly
AGCUAGCUAGCUGCCUAGCUAGGACAGAGAAUCUGCGAGGCCUUGAAUGAUGUGGUUGUUUCUCUUCAAUAUCUUACUGGCUGCAAGCGUGGAAUGCGGGGAUGCUUCAGAGUUCGCGGACUCCAUGCCAUCCGUGACUUCAGUCGAAAUUCCACAAGCUUCAACUACCCCUGGCAGGAAUGCAGAUAAUGAGGGCGACAGCAGAACUUUAGUUUUAGUACUGGGAGAUUGUUAUCCCAAUCGUUGUGGUAGUGGUUGUUGUGAGUAUCGCUGGAGUAAUGUGCUACGAAAUGGCAGUGAGAAGGGGUUGUCGUCUUGUUGGACCGAGGGAAGUUACAUUCUCCAGCUCAGAGGCUGUGACCUACGAUCGACCUGACGGAGGUCACAAGGUUCCCUAUACGUCUCAUACAGACACACCGGCUACCACCCCACAACGAAGGCCCCAUAAUCAUUAUGCGGAGGAAUGCAGUAGAACCUAUGAGCUAACAUCGAGCUACGUUGAUCCAGUAGACAAUGUGGUGAAUAGGCCUCUUCUGCUACCAGGAGGACCAAAACCAAAUGGUGGUGUCGGACCAAACUAUGAAGAGCCCAGUUGUAUCUCAGGGAGUGGCCCUGGCUCAAGACAGACAAGUAGGCAAUACAGUACUGCAUACUCUACUGUGUUUCAGACAGCAGGAACAUAUGUACCCACAUUGGAGGAACGUGUUUUCGUUGAUGGCCGCUAUGAAACACAGCAUUCCAUGAAGCAUCAGUACAACAAGCUGUGUUUCUUCCCAGAGGACAAGGUAUACUGGGCACCUGCUACCACAGCAUCUGGUCUGUACGCCCAGCUCUCGGCCAAGAGGUACCGGGAAAUACCCAGAGAGCAGCUCAGGCUACUGGAGCAGAUAGGGUCAGGGUAUUUUGCUACCAUCUGCAAGGGUCUGUGGAUGUGUGAGGGUGAGUCAAUGCUGGUGGCAGUGAAAAAACUGAAGGAGAAUGCGUCUGAGAGCGACUGCGUCAGGUUCCUGCAGGAGGCAGCGACCAUGGGCCAGUUCUGGCAUCCUCGAGUCAUCACACUUCAUGGAGUGGUGACUGUUGGAAAACCAAGCCUUAUCGUGAUGGAAUACGCUCCAAACUGUGACAUACUCAAGUAUUUAAAGAAAAUACGGGUCUGCACAACUAGAGGAGACCGUGAAAACCAUGCCGAGCUGCAGAAACAGUUUCUAGGUUUUGCUAUUGAUAUUGCCAGUGCCAUGGUGUAUCUCUCUGGGAAGAAAUUUGUACACCGUGACCUAGCUGCCAGGAACAUUCUGCUGGAUGCCCACAUGAAAUGCAGGAUAGCAGAUUUUGGGCUGACGCGCCACCUGGCAGAGAAUGGGUAUUAUGAUUCGGGACGAGGGCAGAUACCAGUCAAAUGGACAGCUCCAGAGGCUCUGCUGUACCAGAGGCACUCCAGUGCCAGCGACGUGUGGAGCUUUGGGAUGGUCCUGUACGAAAUGUGGGCACUUGGGCUCCCUCCGUUCAGAAACACCUCCAAUGAAGAGAUUGUAUACAUCCACAAUAGGAGGCGAGGCUACUGCCUUCCUCCACCUCCUGGCACUCCCAGAGCUAUCUACAACCUCAUGGUCAAGUGCUGGCACCCGGAGCCAAGGCAGAGGUCCAUGUUCCAGCAGCUGUACCAGAGUCUGAGUCAGCCAGAGGAGCUCCUGCUGAGCUGGUCAGAGGAGGAGGAGGAGGUGUCAGAGCUGGCCAGACAACUGGGAGCUGACCACGCCCACUCACAGAACCUCUACAAUGACCUCCAGAAUAAAUAUUCUCAUGAAUAA